UCGAUCGUUGACGAGAGUUUUACUUGAAGUGCGAAAUGUCUGGCAAUGGGCAACAGUCUCUUGGGGUUCUCGAGUUCUACCAUAACUCAACGAUCCUUAUUGUUGGAGGGACCGGUUUCUUGGGGCAAAUUCUGCUGGAGAAAAUUCUUCGCAGUUUGCAACCGAAGAAAGUGUAUCUGCUGAUUCGAGAAAAACGAGGUCAGACAGUUGAUCAACGUAUGGACGAACUGUUAAGUGGAAGGCUGUUCAACAAAGUCCGAUUAACAUCGUUGAAGGAAAAACUUCGACCCUUGGAAGUGGACUUUACCAAGGAUAAUCUAUCGUUAAGCGAUGAUCAGCGGGAAGAAUUAGCCAAUGAGGUCGAUGUCGUCUUUUACCUGUUAGCGUCAGUGCACUUUAACCAAAGACUGGAUCGAGCUUUGCAGAUCAACCUCGAAUACGCUAGGCGCGUAUACAGUUUGUCUUUUCAACACUUGAAGGCUGUAGUUCACGUAUCUACAAUGUAUGCGAACAGCGAUCAACGGAUGAUCGAAGAGAAAAUUUAUGGGGAAGAAAUUUUUGGAGGGUACCAAAACUUGAAACGAAUCCUCGAUGAACUUACCCCUUCAGAUAUUAAACAGAUAACGCCACACAUCUUGAGAGGACUACCCAAUACGUACACAUUUAGCAAAAAGUGUGCCGAGUUAAUGGUCCAGGAAGAGUUCGGGGAUCUACCAUUUGGAAUCUUUCGACCACCGAUAAUCAGUUCUAGCUAUCAAGACCCUGUAGUUGGAUGGACCAACAACUUGAAUGGUUUCGGCGCAUUCGUGUCCGGUAUCUAUACGGGUGAGCUACGAAUACUUCCAAUCGAUGUGGAGAAGCGCCCCUUCAUAGCACCGGUAGAUUACUGUGCCAACGCAAUGCUGUGCUGUGCGGUAGAUCUGCAUCGAAGACGCGAUCAGUAUUCGAGCUUUGUUCCAGUUUACAACUACGCCUUCGACAAUCCGCAGUUAACUUGGGGACGAUUCUUCAAUUUCCUUAUGGAUGGAUUACCGCCUGUUCAGAGAUACGUCAAUGGAUAUUUGUUGAUGCGGAAAACCAAAAGCCCCAAAGCUAGUCAACUCUGCUAUUCGAUCCGGAGAUUGGAGGGUCUAGUAUCGGAUGUAUUCGCAAGACUGCUAAGAGGUGAUCAAACGAAGCACUGCCUUAAGGUUGCGGAACAGUCCAUAUGGUAUGCGGAAAGUAUGAAGUUCUUCAGUCUCAACGACUGGCAGCUGCAGAAUGACAACUUUUGCCGUGUUUUGGAUGCUCUUGAUUCUACCGAGAGACAAACGUUCGGCUGUGAUCUGCGCCAGGUUGAUUGGAAGGCCCACGUCACCAGUAUAGCUCCCGGGGUGAUUGAGUUCAUGGAGAAAGCACCUGAUUCAAAGCGGGGUACGUAAUAUUAACUAUUUUUAUUUUAUUUUUUUUUUCAUGUUUUGAGUACACUGGAUUUUAAAAGAUUUUUUUGCCAUUAUAGUUAUACAUUGUGAUUUUUUGACCCAUAAGGUACAAUUUUAUUAUAUAAAUU
Molecule: messenger RNA, 1549 nt
Organism: Uranotaenia lowii
Lineage: Eukaryota; Metazoa; Arthropoda; Insecta; Diptera; Culicidae
Product: fatty acyl-CoA reductase wat-like
Exons: 5
Coding region: 36-1421 (461 amino acids)
Biological process (GO): long-chain fatty-acyl-CoA metabolic process
Cellular component (GO): peroxisome
Molecular function (GO): alcohol-forming very long-chain fatty acyl-CoA reductase (NADP+) activity
Source: RefSeq, a predicted model, not a curated record